Asparagus officinalis (garden asparagus) is the source of this 2219-nucleotide messenger RNA. Its product is annotated as potassium channel KOR1-like. Lineage: Eukaryota; Viridiplantae; Streptophyta; Magnoliopsida; Asparagales; Asparagaceae. The transcript is spliced from 11 exons. Bases 263 to 2092 code for a protein of 609 amino acids. Gene Ontology annotation, molecular function: voltage-gated potassium channel activity; protein binding. Gene Ontology annotation, biological process: transmembrane transport; potassium ion transport. Gene Ontology annotation, cellular component: membrane. The record is from RefSeq and is a predicted model, not a curated record.
AGAGCAAGGCAAUUAGCGUUCGGGGGAAAAUUAGAAUGAGGAGGGUGAUGAUGAUUGUCGAUGAUGCAGGUGGUAUACGCUCUGGAAACACUUCAUAUUGGGAUGGGCAGUGUACUCCUCUUUCUUCACUCCUCUUGAGUUUGGCUUCUUCAGAGGACUCCCUAGCAAGCUCUUCUGGCUUGACAUCGCCGGCCAGAUUGCCUUCCUCAUCGACAUCGCCCUCCAUUUCUUCAUCGCUUAUCGUGACCAUCACACCUACAGAAUGGUCUACAAGCCCACUUCCAUUGCUCUCAGAUAUGUAAAGUCUGGAUUCAUCAUUGAUUUGCUUGCUUGCUUACCGUGGGAUGCUAUUUACAAGGCAUGCGGAUACAAGGAAGAAGUGAGAUACCUAUUAUGGAUUCGUUUAACCCGAGUUCAGAAAGUCACAGAUUUUUUCCGCAAGAUGGAGAAGGAUAUACGAAUAAACUAUCUGUUUACACGAAUAGUGAAACUCAUUGUUGUGGAGCUCUAUUGCACACAUACGGCUGCCUGCAUUUUCUACUACUUGGCAACAACUCUUCCUGAAUCAAUGGAGGGCUACACUUGGAUUGGAAGCUUAAAGCUUGGUGAUUAUAGCUAUUCACAUUUCAGGGAUAUUGAUCUUGGAAAGCGCUACUUGACGUCAUUAUAUUUUGCCAUAGUCACCAUGGCAACUGUAGGUUAUGGAGAGAUACAUGCGGUCAACACCAGGGAAAUGAUAUUCAUCAUGAUUUAUGUUUCCUUUGAUAUGAUUCUAGGAGCUUACUUGAUUGGUAACAUGACAGCACUAAUAGUAAAAGGAUCAAGAACAGAAAGAUUCAGGGAUAAAAUGAAAGAUCUCAUUAAAUAUAUGAAUAGGAACAGACUUGGCCGAGAUAUCCGAGACCAGAUUAAAGGACAUGUGCGCUUACAAUAUGAGAGCAACUAUACAGAGUCUUCUAUUAUUCAAGAUAUCCCGGUGUCAAUUCGUGCUAAGAUUUCACAAAGCUUAUACAAACCCUACAUUGCAAGUGUUCCUCUGUUUAAAGGAUGCUCUUCAGAAUUUAUUCAUCAGAUUGUGAUCAAGCUGCAAGAGGAGUUUUUUCUCCCUGGAGAAGUGAUCAUCGAACAAGGCAAUGCUGUAGAUCAGAUUUAUUUCGUCUGUGAUGGUGUAUUGGAAGCUAUUGGGAUUUGUGAAGAUGGAACAGAGGAGACUAUUCUAAUGUUAGAGCCCAGUUGCUCAUUUGGAGAUAUUUCCGUUCUUUGCAACAUUCCUCAGCCCUAUACUGUACGUGUGUGUGAACUAUGCAGACUCUUGCGUAUUGAUAAGCAGCUUUUAUCAAAUAUCAUUCAGAUAUACUUUGUUGAUGGACGAAGAGUCCUAAGCAAUCUUUUGGAGAGUAAUGAAUCCAACAUUCGUGUCAAGCAACUUGAAUCCGAUAUCAUAAUCCAUAUUGGGAAGCAAGAAGCUGAGCUUGCAUUACGAGUAAAUAGUGCUGCUUUUCACGGAGAUUUGGAUCACCUGAAGGGUUUGAUUCGAGCUGGGGCAGACCCUAAGAAGAGUGAUUAUGAUGGGCGAACUCCUUUGCAUCUUGCGGCAUCAGGAGGAUAUGAAGAUAUCACUUCAUUCCUUAUUCAUGAAGGGGUGGACAUUAAUGUUUUAGAUAAAUUUGGGAACACUGCGCUAUUAGAGGCUAUCAAAAACGGACAUGACGAAAUGGCUUCCUUACUCUUCAAACAUGGAGCAAACUUAAACCUCAGUGAUGCUGGUAGCCAACUUUGUGCUGCUGUUGCAAAGGGGGACUCAGAUUUUCUAAAGAGAGUUUUAUCUUAUGGCAUCAAUCCAAACUCAAAAGAUUAUGAUCACCGUACACCUCUGCACAUUGCUGCUGCAGAGGGCAUAUUUGUGAUAGCAAAAAUACUUCUAGAGAAUGGAGCUAGUGUUUUUGCCAAGGACAGGUGGGGAACUACACCAUUAGAUGAAGCGCAUAAAAGUGGAAGCAGAUCCUUGAUAAGGCUAAUGGAAGAAGCUAAACAAGAAGAGCAGUCCUUGUUUCCUGGGCAACAAGAUCAAGAAGUACAAGGUUUAUUUUGACACAAUUCAUUUUAUUUCACAAGGGAUUUUAUGUUUUUUUAAUUCUCAUAGAUGAUUCCACCAUUUAGUUAUCAUUAUCUUAAAGCUAACUCUUUUUAUCAUUAAUCAAGAUUACCAACUUCUAAAG